ACGUGUAGGAGAAAGCACAGCAAAUUUCUGCGCCGGUGACCGGCGCGGAGAGCUGUGGCCCGGUCCACAGCCAGAGCAAGCAUGGGGCGUCCUGCUAUUUCUGCUGCGGCAGCAGCUGCGGCUUCUCCUCCUGAGAGGCUCCGCCGCGGCGCUGCGUGAGGCUCCCGCAGACCCAGUCAGUCUGCAAAAGCCCAGCCCCAGGCUGGUGGCUCACUCUCUCCGUCCCUCGUUAUCCCCCAGAGUGAGGGAGGGCGCCUCUGGAAAAGAAACUCGGCCGCAUCCUUUGCCCUGAGGCAGGCAGCCUGGAAUGAGCCUCUGCUGACAUGUGCAGGAUGUCUUUCAAGAAGGAAACGCCACUUGCAAAUGCUGCAUUCUGGGCAGCAAGAAAAGGAAACCUGGCUCUUCUGAAACUCUUGUUAAACAGUGGUCGGGUGGAUGUGGACUGCAGAGACAGUGUAUGAACUCGCAUGGUACCACUCUCCUCAUGGUUGCUUCCUAUGCUGGCCACAUAGACUGUGUGAGGGAAUUGGUUCUCCAAGGAGCAGAUAUCAACCUUCAGAGAGAGUCAGGUACAACUGCUCUCUUCUUUGCUGCACAACAAGGCCACAAUGAUGUGGUGAGAUUUCUCUUUGAAUUUGGAGCUUCCACUGAAUUUAGAACUAAAGAUGGCGGUACUGCAUUGUUGGCAGCCAGUCAGUAUGGUCACAUGCGAGUGGUAGAGACCUUAUUGAAGUAUGGAGCCAACAUUCAUGAUCAACUUUAUGAUGGAGCCACUGCACUCUUCCUCGCAGCCCAAGGAGGUUACUUGGAUGUGAUUCGAUUAUUGUUAUCUUCAGGAGCAAAAGUCAACCAACCAAGGCAGGAUGGGACAGCUCCAUUGUGGAUAGCAUCUCAGAUGGGACACAGUGAGGUAGUAAGAGUGAUGUUGCUUCGAGGAGCAGAUCGGGAUGCUACCAGGAAUGAUGGUACCACAGCAUUAUUGAAAGCUGCCAAUAAAGGGUACAACGAUGUCAUCGAGGAACUCCUGAAGUUCUCUCCCACUCUUGGCCUUCUAAAGAAUGGAACAACAGCUCUCCAUGCUGCAGUGCUCAGCGGUAAUAUCAGAGCAGUCGCUUUGCUCCUGGAAGCAGGAGCAGACCCUGCCCUGAGAAAUAAGGCAAAUGAGCUACCAGCAGAACUAACCAAAAAUGAGCGCAUUUUACGUCUCCUCCGAAGUAAGGAAACACACAGGAAGAGCUAAUUCAGCGGGUACUUCACGGUGGCUAAGCCCUGUCCACAUUAGUAAGAAAGUAAAUUUGUUCUGCAAAUAGUUUUGGACUUUGAUUCUUGAAAGCAUUUUGUUUAAUUGGCUCACAAUGUCUCCAGGGCGGCUCUCUGGACAAUCUUGGGGCUUUCAGGUUGCCCUGGGUCGGAGGUAUGGGGCAAAUCCCAGAUGCCUUCACUCUCACUUACAACAGGGUUUAACACUGGCCUGUUAACCAGACUCCACUGUGGUUUUGCACCUUCAUGGGGUGGAAAGAAAUCCCCUUGUCAUUUAGUUAACAAAUUCUAAGGUGGACAGGGCUUCCAGCCCUCAUCAAGGCCAAAAGAGGUUCUGCCCUCCUUAGGGGGCUUAAAGUCUGACAUCUAACUGAUUAAUUGCACUUUCCCUUUUGUAUCACUCUGUUAAUAGAAACAUGUGCAUAUCAUCAUCUAGAGAAUAUCUUUUACUUCAUUGCAAAUAUAUUUUCUUCCACUUCAGGAUCACAGCCAUAAUGAUUAGGAACCAGGUGAAUGGCAAACACAAAUGUCCUCUUGUCAAAGAGCACCGAUAUUAUUUGUCAAGAAUGCAAAUGCUUCUCAAGGAUAAGGUGUUUGGCUGGUGUUUUAUGAGUUAGUCCUCUCUUUGUUCCUCACAUUAAUAUGCCAUCUUUGAUUAAGAUAUGGGAGAGAGGCAAAUUGAACAUUUCAGAAGGAGGCAGUGUAGAAUAGUGGAAAGAAGAGUAGAUUUGGAAUAAAAAAAACCGGAUUCAAAUUCCAAUUCUGACACAUGAUAUUGAAUAGGUAAAAAUCAUUUGUAAAAUGAGAGAGUUGGGAUGGAAUAACUCUUUAAGUUUCCGUAAAGCCCCUCCCAGUUCUAAAUCUAUUAUCCUUUGAAAAGUCACUUUAACUUUGAUUCAGGGAAAUUGCAAAAAUAUCCAAAAUUCAAGCUUGUUCCCCUGAACUUUAAUUUCAGUUCUACCCUUUGGAAAAUCUUUCCCAGGACAGAAGGAGAUUUUAUUUACUGAGGAAUCUAGAACUUCUAUUGAGGAAUGUAAAACUAAUAUCAUUUUGCUUUAUGCAAUAGAUUUUGAGGACCUAGAAUAAAAUGUAAUUUAAAAGUAAGCUGUGUUGUUACUAUCACACUUGUGUAAGUUAUGCCUAAAUGUGAUUCAUUUAAUAAACCUCUACCUGUGCAUGGGAUAUACUAAUUGAUUCCAAGAAAGGAAUUGGGUUCUGUAUUGUUUAUUUUAAAGUUGUUCUUUUGGGAAAACUUAUGUUAAAUGCACUUAAUUAUAUUAAAUGUACUUAAUUAUCAAUGGUGUCUAAUUGCCUCAUAAUCAGUGCCUAUUUUCACAUACAUAACAAAAGUAAGCUUUCCAUCAUUUGAAUGUAGGAAAUAUUAAAGAUAUUUCUGUAGUUUAAAGAUGUCUUCAGCUUUCUUGUUAAUGUUAUGCUUUGGUUCCCAGGUCAUGGAUCUGUUUGAAGGAAAUGGUGAUUUAUCCAUUUGCUGUAUAACCUCUAAGUAUUUAAAUGUGUGUUCAAACAUUUUUCAGUCAUGUCUGACUCUUUGUGAUCCCAUAUGGAGUCUUCUUGGCAGACAUACUGGAGUAGUUUGCCAUUUCCUUCUCCAGUUCAUUUUACAAAGAGGGCAACUGAAACAAGCCCAGGUAGCCCAGAUAGCUAAUAAGUAUCUGAAGCCAGAUUUGAACUCAGGAACAUGAGUUUCCUGACUCUAGACCCUAGUACUCUACCCACUGUGCCACAUAGCUGCCUAGCAAUUAGUUGAUGCAUUUCAAUUUUUAAAGGUAUAAAAUGACCCUUAAAAUUUGUAUCAAUUACUACAAACAGCAGGUUGUCCUUAUGAGAACAACCACUUUUGCAGCAGAACCAAUUUUGCAGCAAAACUCUCUAAGUGAGAAACAACAUGAUGUCUCAGUGUAUUGCCCUGGAAGUAAUGAAAUCCAGGUUUCUAGUCCUUUCUCUGUCACUGACCGUCAAGCUGUGAAACUCAGAGCAAAUUAUAUCAUCUCUCUGGGCUUAAGUUUCCUCAGCUAUAAAAUGUCAGAGUUGUACUAAAUGAUCUCUAGGUUUCUUCCAGCUUGAAAUCCUAUGAUUCUGAUAUGCAAUAGGGACCAAAAUAACAUCAUGAGAAAUAUGAAUCCUGAUCCAAGAAGGGCCAAAUGAUAAAGGAGAAAAGAAUCACAAACCUAACUAUAUAUAUUCAGAUUUGCCAUCGUUGACAUGUAUAAUUGAACAAGUGGAUAAAAAUCUAGAACAAAUUUAAAGGCUUAAAAGAGAACAUAGAAACUUAAAACAAUUUAACUGGGACUCUUUUAGCUAUUGAGGAAGUUUGAAAGGGUAAGUGGCACAGUGGAUAGAGUGCUGGGCAUGGAAUUGGGAAGAUCUGAGUUCAAAUAUGGUCUCAGGCACUUAUUAGCUGUGUGUCUUGUGAAAGUCACUCAAUCCUAUUUUCCUCAGUUUUUUCAUCUGUAAAAUGAGCUGGAGAAGGAAAUGACAAACUACUUCAAUAUCUUUGCCAAGAAAGGCCCAAAUGAGCUCAUGAAGAAUUGGACACAAUUGAGCAACAGCAUAUCUUGUUAUCCAUUUUCCAUGUUAAAAUUGAAUAUACUACACAGUUUGUAUUUGCUUUAAAAAAAAAAAUUAGAAGUUGUUUUUGUUUCAGCAGCAUAUAAUUUGUGUAGAUAAUCUAAACCUGGUAUUAAAUAUAUAAAUUGUUUUAGAACAUUAAUAAAACCUGAAGAAUAGAUCUAAGUGGCAAAGUGAAUAAAAUCCUGAGCUUGAAGUCAGGAAAAAAAAAAAAACUGAGUUUGAAAACUACAUCAAUUAUGUGACUUUGGGUACAUGGGUUCAAUUCAGUUUUCUCUUCCAUAAAUUGGGCAUAAUAAUACCUACCUCACAGGGUUGUUGUGAGGAUCUAGUGAGAUACCAUGUGUAAAGUGCUUUGUAAUCUCUAAAGACUUACAUAAAUGCUGGUUAUUAGUGACAAUUUCCUCAACAUUAUCAUCUUCAUUAUACUCUAAUAUAUGCCUGUUAAUUAA
Molecule: messenger RNA, 4301 nt
Organism: Antechinus flavipes (yellow-footed antechinus)
Lineage: Eukaryota; Metazoa; Chordata; Mammalia; Dasyuromorphia; Dasyuridae
Gene: ANKRD29
Product: ankyrin repeat domain 29
Exons: 10
Coding region: 458-1240 (260 amino acids)
Biological process (GO): negative regulation of delayed rectifier potassium channel activity; neuronal action potential
Cellular component (GO): synapse; membrane; axon initial segment
Molecular function (GO): transmembrane transporter binding
Source: RefSeq, a predicted model, not a curated record